Messenger RNA from Daldinia loculata, 3029 nucleotides. Its product is annotated as Pkinase-domain-containing protein. The coding region runs from base 685 to 2595 and encodes 636 amino acids. Gene Ontology annotation, biological process: protein phosphorylation. Gene Ontology annotation, molecular function: ATP binding; protein kinase activity. The record is from RefSeq and is a predicted model, not a curated record. NCBI's taxonomy places the organism in Eukaryota, Fungi, Ascomycota, Sordariomycetes, Xylariales, Hypoxylaceae. The transcript is spliced from 4 exons.
UUUUUACCCUUUUUUUUUCUUUUUUAGAUAUCUUUCUCGGAUAGCCACCAUGAAAAACAUCACGAAGUUACAGGAGAAAGACCCGUUGAGUUUUCCCCCCCUGUUGUUCAAACGGUAAAGGCUAUCUGACGGAGUGAUAAUCUUAUUAAAUUUCCUAGAUUCGGCAUAUCCAUAGUACAUGACCACGGAUAACGGCCAGGAUAACACGGAUAACACCUGGAAAGCUCCCUAAUAGGCUCCACGCUACCCCCAAAACAGCAAUCUGUUGUUGGCCAUAGCUCCUUUUUAGAGCUUGUUACUUUUUUAGAGCUUUGUUAAACCUUGUGCCCUGACAACCGGCUUCUCCAACACUUAUCACAGAUUAUUAUCACUUCCUACCAAAGAUCCUCCCUGGCGCUGGUUUAAUUGCCAGCUGUCGCAGCUCUUCCCAGCUCUUCCUAGCAACCAGACUUGAAUCUCCAUGCCGCUCUUUUCGCUGUUUGUAUAAUACAUAGCAACCCAUCUUUCGCAUUGCGCCGUUUGGUGUUAGGUCUUGUUUUGCUCGGUCUCUAGCUACUCUACCGCUUUUAAGUGCGAGUCUCGAUAUUUACUUUCGGUAAACUUAGCUUCAACAUUUCACAAUUCUACAAGCUAUAAGACAAGUUACAAGCAUUGAAGCCCUAGAGCAGGAGCUCUGUCGGCAACAUGGGGUCCGAGGCUAUCGCAAGUCAUUAUCAAGUCCUUGAGGAACUUGGCCGUGGUAGCUUUGGAAUAGUAUACAAGGGUAUUGAGAAAGCAACGGGCGAAGUUGUUGCUAUCAAGCACAUUGACCUUGAGUCUACCGAUGAUGAUAUCCAAGAUAUCCAGGCUGAGAUCUCAGUCUUGAGUACUUGUGCUAGCUCAUACGUAACGCAGUACAAGGCUAGCUUCUUGCGGGGAAGCAAGUUAUGGAUUGUUAUGGAAUACCUUGGAGGUGGAUCCUGUCUUGACCUGCUUAAACCCGAACCAUCAGUCUUUAGUGAGACGCACAUUGCCAUAAUAUGUCGCGAACUACUUCGUGGUCUAGAGUACCUCCAUGCCGAGGGAAAGAUUCACAGAGAUAUCAAGGCUGCCAAUAUCCUCCUCUCAGAGUCGGGCAAGGUUAAGCUAGCCGACUUUGGUGUUGCAGCUCAACUUACAAACAUUAAAUCGCAACGUAAUACCUUUGUUGGCACACCCUUUUGGAUGGCGCCCGAAGUCAUUCAGCAAGCUGGCUACGACUUUAAAGCUGACAUCUGGUCUUUGGGAAUCACGGCUAUUGAAAUGGCAAACGGAGAACCGCCCCACGCUAAUCUCCACCCCAUGAAAGCCUUGUUUCAUAUUCCAAAGAACCCACCCCCUAGACUAGAGGGUAAUUUCUCAAAAGACUUCAGAGACUUCGUAUCGCAGUGUCUCAUGAAGGACCCGGAUCGCCGGCCGUCAGCGAGGGACCUGCUAAAGCACCGAUUUGUUAGGUCUUCGGGGAAAGUGGAAGCGCUACAGGAGUUGAUCGAGCGACGACGCAAGUACGAUGCCACGAAAACCAAGAAGAGAAGCAGAGCAUUCUAUCAAGAAACAUUACGAGACUUCUCUCCAAAGGACGAUCAAGAUGAAUGGGUCUUUGACACGGUCAGGUCCGUCGUUCCCAGGCAACCAACUGUCAAGUCUCGGAAACCAUCCUCAAUCUUCUCUACUGAAGAAGCAUUGCGUAGGAUGGACCUCAAGGAUGCCCCAUUGCAACCUUCGUCACCAGCUCCAGCCCCGGUCACGAUGCGUAAGGCUACAAUGCGGAGACAAUCCUCUCUAGCACAGAUUUCUAAUUCUGGGUCUGUACGUGGUCCACCAGCCCCUGCAAUUAGACGUCCUCUCCAGCCAGAUAUGUCGUUCGGUAACUCGGGGUCGUCACAACGUCUUUUCAGAAGAGUGCCUUCCGACACUUCCACAUCUGGCCAGGUAGCCUCCUCGGACUCGAUCCACAUACUCUCGGAUGAAAAUAAGCGCCCUGGUGCUGUUGAAGCAACCAGCAAGGAGGCUGUGCUCGGACGGCGCUUAUACUCUAAGGCGGUCGAGCCUACACUCGCAGAGCUGCAUGCCCAAACAUCGAGUAUGGCUAAGCGGGAGGCAUUGGGUAAGCUAUCUGACGCUCUUGCACUAUUAGACUCGGUUGAUCCUGAAGGUGCCUACCAUCUUUUGCGCAAUUUGAACUCUGCUAUUUCGCAAGACACCAAAUUGUCGAAUGCAUUCUUGCAGCAGGAUUCAGGGGGUUCUAUGAAGGGGUUUGAUCCCACAACACCACAGGGUAUGGGUACGGUGGUUAUUAAGAGUCAAACACCAACCAGCCAAAACCAAAGUCCAACAAAGCUUGUCCUGGCGGCUAGCAACCCUCAUCUGAAGAGUCACAAAAGACGACAGGGGAGUGUGACAGUGAACGGUGUUGGAAGUCCUGAGAAGAGGGAGAAAGACCCAGAGAAGGUCGCACUGCAGGCAAAAUACCCUGGCCGCGACCCUCAGCCGGGUAUGGAGCACUGUAAACAGCUUUCGGAUGUCCUAUACGGUCGAUGGGUGGAUGGCUUGCGCCUGCGUUGGCCAGGUGUCUAGUACGGAUGUUUAGAGGCAUCAUCAACUUAGGUAAAGAAGUAAGCAAAAGUCGCUUAGAGCGAGCAUACUUGGGAAGUUGAUAUGAUGUAAGAUUAGGAAGGGUCCGCACGACCCUAGGGACGUAAUUGGACGUAACAGCAAACGACGGCGCAAAAUAACGAACAGCUCGCGCUGAACACGGAUGAAUGGGGAAUAUGGACAUGGCAGCUUGGACUUUGAUGCGUUUUCUGCUACUAGGGGAUCAGGAGGGCUAUAAUCUUUCUGCAUUUGGAUCCUUUAUUCCAACGACUGCUAUUCGCAUUGCAAGGGGUGUUUGGUGCGUUCAUGUUUCAUGUACAUCAUUGUAAAAGGUAAAUAGGUACAAGGUUCGGAUAGGAGGUAGUCCAACGGUCAGAUAGGUAGCUUGGUAUCAAAUACAAACUAUAGUUUAAGAA